Molecule: messenger RNA, 2439 nt
Organism: Thamnophis sirtalis
Lineage: Eukaryota; Metazoa; Chordata; Lepidosauria; Squamata; Natricidae
Source: RefSeq, a predicted model, not a curated record
UGAGACAAUUCUGUUUUGUUUCUGAUUUGCCUUAGAGAAGACAUGAAAUGAACGUGACAGAGGAAGAAAAAAUAACUCCCUUUGGUUCAUUUAUAGAAAAUGAAUCAAUGGAUAGUACUGGCUUUCCAAGAUUUCUCCACCUAGGGAUUUUAGGAUUUCUAAAAUAAGAUUAAUCCCAGUUAUCUAACAGCCAUCUUUUCAAUCUUCAACAUCUAUCCGACAUUUAACAGAUAGUAAAUAGUUAACAGAUAAUUCUGAAGCUGAUCGCUGUUUAAUUGCACUUCCUGCUUUGUAUUAAUUGGUUGAUGCCCUUUGUCUAAUGGAAUUUACAUGCAUGCUUACUGUAAAAGUAUCCACUCAGGCACAUUUUAGGAGAAUUACGGUAGCAACUGGGUCUCCUAGGAGUUUUUUUUAAAAGCGUUCCACCAACAGAAACUAGCCGGGGUUCUUAUUGACAGUUUUGGCUUGCUGUUGCUUGGAGUCGAAUUAGAGUAGUUAGGCAAGGGGAGAUUAAGGGGCUGGUUGCAUUUUACCAGUUGCUCCACCUAUUCACUUCCUUCGUGAAUCAGAGAUUGCUGUCAUGAAGACACCUUCAGUUGCGGAGGAUGAGGCAACCCAUGAAUAUAAAUUAAAGUAUGCCCCAGACUUAAGAUGUGAGAAGCAAACAGACUUGGUUCCGGUUUGCUACCGCUGCAAAUCCUGCAUCUUGUCCUGGAAGAUUUUUUCCACCCGAGAGUGGUUUGUUCGGGCCAGCCAAGCAACUCAGAGGACGUUCGUGAUGGGGAUCAUCAACCGGUUCGAAAGCUACGAUCUCCUGAAAUACUCAUGGAACCUCCUACAGGCUAUCGAUGCCAAGGAUUUUAACUAUUCCCGUUCCAGCGUCAGCUCCACCUUCAGAGCCUCUUCUGCUCUGGAUCGGGCAAUGGAUCCACAGAAACUGGCGCAAUCCAUGGCGGAUCUUUGGAGAUGGUUCGCAGGCACCUGCUUUUGGACCAAAGCAAACUACAUACUUCUCUUGCUGCAAAUGUGCGACUCAAAGUUGUUGCUGAUGGCUGCUACUCUGAUCCGUAUCCUCAUAGGUGAACACGAGAAUGCCAUGCCUGAAAACGUGGAAAAAGAAGAAUAUGAAAAGCGGAGCAAAUCUGACAUGCGUCCUCUUCUCCCCAUGAGAUCUACACUUUCCCAAGUGGGUGAAACCCAGUUUCUUUCAAAAGCAAGCAGCGUGUUUGGUAAUAUCCAUGUACAAAAGAUUUGGUCCAAACAAUCAGAUAAUAUCUUCAAAAAAGCACUGAGUGAGCUGGAAAGUGAUACUAACUAUUUUGCAGUACUGACUUUGCACGCAACCACUCCACCUGCUUCUCCUCAGCUGUCCCCCAACAAAUCCAAAGAUUUCAUCCGGUAUCUGCCUGUCCACUUAUCAAAAUCCAUUUUGAGAAUGUUAGACAUGAAAACCUUAUCACGAUGUGCCUCUGUAAGUCCGCACUGGAACUUUUUGGUCAAACAAGUUAAAUGUGAUGUAGUAGCAAAUUAUGUUCUCCGAAGUCAGAUUUCAUUUUUUCAGGGCUUAUGUCCUAAAGGAGCAAUUUCCACCUAUGCCAAAAUAGUAAAGGUUGCUAUUCCUCGCAUAACAGCAAAUGGUGAUAUAGUUCUAACCAAAACUAAGAAGCAAUUCAAGGAUUAUGAUCAGCAACAAAUUACAAGUCAAAGUGAAGAAAUUGAAUACAUGCAGAAAGCAUAUCAUGGCCAGGAGACAGACACUAUCAAAUUAGAAGAAAGAAAUGUCUUCUGCAGUGGCUACAAUGUUCGUAUUCUAAUAAACAGUCUGGAUUCCAAUCGAGUGAUUCACAGCACUGCUGGAAGGCUAUUGGCCUUUGGUUCUUUAGAUCGAAAAGUCCACUUUCUAGAUAUAGAGAAGAUUAAGAAUGUCCCUCCUGUCUUCACUGGGCAUGCUGGUAGUAUCAGAGCCUUGUAUCUCCAUGAAGAGAGAGGAUUCCUCCUGAGUGGCAGCUAUGAUCUCAGUAUCAGAAUGUGGAACAUCAGAAAAGGAACCUGUAUGAAGAUUUUUCUGGGGCAUAAAGGGAAUAUCACUUGCUUGGAUGUGUGCAAGUUCAGAUUUGUGUCUGCAUCCAAAGACUGCACAGCAAAAUUGUGGGACAUGAGAACUGCGCGAUGUAUUAAAACUUUCAAUCACAAAGCUCAUGUUUGGGCUGCUAAAAUGAAUGAGGUUUAUAUUGUGAGUUCCUGUGACAAGGGCCUCGUGAAAGUUUGGCAUGCUGAGUCAUAUAUACUAAUCAAGGUUUUAGAAGGUCAUCGAGGUGCUGUAAAAUGUUUGUCAUUUGAUGAGUGGCAUCUUGUGACAGGAAGCAGUGAUGGAUAUAUUUUGGCAUGGAGCAUGGUGGGAAAACACAAGCGAUGUCUAAUGGCUUUCCGACAUCCCAA